This is a messenger RNA of Oncorhynchus gorbuscha (pink salmon), 2701 nucleotides long. RefSeq names its product protein FAM53C-like. The record is from RefSeq and is a predicted model, not a curated record. NCBI's taxonomy places the organism in Eukaryota, Metazoa, Chordata, Actinopteri, Salmoniformes, Salmonidae. Gene Ontology annotation, cellular component: nucleus. Gene Ontology annotation, biological process: protein import into nucleus.
UGUAUAAUAAAGAUACAAGCAUGUUAGACGUUUCAACCACCCCUUUUUAAUGGUUUGUUCCGAUGGCUAUAUAUUCAGUGCAAGGCCAUCAACUACCCCGUGCUGCUUUCGGUUGCUAAGGAGACAAGGUGGGCAGAUGAGAUGAUGAAGCUGUUGAUGACAUUAUCUCAGUGAGGUUGGAAGGGUCAGUCUGGCCAGUUGAGGUGGGGAGGGGACACCACUAACCUCCCCAGCAGUCUGACUGACAAGCGCCACCCCUUCCUCAUUGGCAUCAGUGUGUCACCAUGGUGACUCUCAUCACAGAGCAGCUCCGCAGACAGAAUCUGGAGGAGCCCCCUUAUCGCAGGGCUUUCUCUCUUAAUGUGUCAUUGCCUGAAGUGGGUUCUAGCCCCACGGUGUGUUGGCGCGGGUAUGGGUUGACUCCAGAGAGCAGUUGGUCUAUGUUCCCAUCCUCCAAGACUCAUCUGCAGGAUGCCGUCUCUGUCCUGGACCCCCUAGGAACCCCUCUCCCCAGCACCUCUGCGACAAACAUGUCCCUACAGAACUCCCCGCCACUGCCCCCUCCUCCCCCCAAACGCCACUGUCGCUCCCUGUCCGUCCCUGAGGACCUGUCCCGCUACCGCACCCCCUGGCGCCCCAGCGCCUCCAAGAUCUGGACCCCUGUCAAGCGCCGCUGCCACAGUGGUGGGGGGGGUGGCCGGCAUGGGAGUUGGCUCCUUGGUGGCUCCGUACCCCUCCGAGGCCCCAGCUCCUCCCUCACCUCCUCCCUGCACUCCUCCUCCAGUCCCACCUUCUUCAGCCUGGCCCUGUCCCCGGACUCCCCUAUCCCUUGGAGUGUUUCCUGGGACCACUAUGACCCGCCCAGGGAGAGCUACACAGGCUUAUUCCCCUCUUCCUGCUCCUCCUCCCCGGCCACGCUGAGUUCCUGUCGGCCCCUGCAGCAGCGCCGCUUCUCUCUGUCCCCUGUGCACAUCCUGCCCCCCCAGCCCUCUCCAGCUCUAGCCAGUCGCUACAUUGGGAUGGAGGUCCCGGCCCCCUCCCCCACUCCCUCCUCGGCCUGUAGUACCCCAUCGUCCUCAAGGCGUGUCCUGCCCCUCCGUCUCCCACGCUGCCACUCUCAGCCCUGUGAUCUACGUAAGCCCGGCCUGAAGCGACGCCAUGACCCAGACACGCUCCCCAACUACACCAGGCCCGGCCUUGACUUCAGCAAGAUGACUCAGAUUCGUAGUGGGGAGCCCCUGGUGUGUGGAGCAGCCGUCUGCAUUGGUCUGGAACCUGUUUUAGGGGACUUCAGAGGAACCUUUUCACCUGCAGACCUCCUGGGAAGAACCAGCAUUGGACCGCUGAGUGAAAGUGAGGAGGAGGAAGAGAAAAUACAUAUGGGUGUGCUAGAGGCUGGACAGCAGAGUGUGUUUGAAAGAGACUGCACAGAACUGGACUUGAACCUCAUUGAGGAGAACUGAAAGAGGUCCCUGGUGCUCUCUGUGAUUGAUAUUCAUAAUCAUAUCCACAACAAACACACACACACUUUAUGUAAAUGUUUUCAAUGAAGGUAAAAUAAACAAAUGCACACCCCUGGCUGAGCCCUCAGGAACCUGCUGCCUUCCUAGGGGCCACACCAGGGACCCUUCAUAUCACUGGCUGACUGUAGACUAUAAGAAUCAAUAUUACCAUUAUUGUGAUCCUAGAGUAACUUUGACAACCUUGUGUUAUUCAGCAUUUUGGGACAAUGUAAUUCUACGUGACCAUACUCUAUGGGUAAAUGUGUAUACCCAGAAACCCAAUAGAGAUAAAGGCUAAGAAAUGAUGACUUCUGAAGGUACAAAAUAGGCACUUUUUAAUAAUCUGGAUAGUUGGUGUACGACUGAUAAAUACCAUUAUAAAAAUGAUGCAGUUAGAUUUCUGUGGACACUCCUGUCGCCGUUGUACAUUUCUGAAAGUAUGGUCAGUUGCGUUGCUGAUCGAAGGCCUCUGCAACUGUUACACAAGCAGAAGCCUGUACACACAAGCAGAAGCCUGUACACACAAGCAGAAGCCUGUACACACAAGCAGAAGCCUGUACACACAAGCAGAAGCCUGUACACACAUCUGUUUUCAUGGGUUUAUUACUACUACUUUCUGAUGCUUUUGAUUUGGCCCUGUGGAAUACCCACACCAGUAAAGGGAAACAAAGAGGGCUUUCCUCAGCUGGCGAAUGGAUCUUUACUGCUUCCUUUCCCCAUACUUCUUGGACAAUAAUGCAUUAAUUUGUUCUCCAAACCACUUAUCCAUCAUUGGAUGAAAUCAACAUUGUACAUUCAUCAUGCCUUAAGCUCACUAUAAAAAAUAAGCUGUUGCUGUUUUUUGUUCAUAACAUCCAGAUGUUUUCGCCUUGGUCGCCCAUAGAAAUGGAACCUAGAUUCUACAUUCUAUUUCUUUGGUCUCCGUUCUCUGUUUCCCACUAAUGAACAGAUCACACUUGCACUGUAAUAGGAUUUGAAUAAUUGACUCGAUGCUGCAGUUGGAUCCUAUAGGGCACAAUGUAAUAAUGUACUGUACAGUGGUCAGGUGGAAACCAUUUUGUGUGAGAAGAAACCAGUAGCGAUGCAAAGGAUUGGUGGCCUUUUGGAGAAAAUUUGUAUUGUAUGUUUUCAGAUGGAAGUUGUCCUCUUACACAAUUUGUGUACAAAUAAAGUUUAUUAGAGAAUAAUUUUGCAAGAAA